AUGCUCAGUCUGAUUGUCUUAAUCUUGGCUUCGCUAACACUUGCCCAAAAAACGAAAUUUUUAGGGCCAUUAAAUGUAAAUGAAGCAAGCCGAUACAGUCAAUGCGCUGAACCAAAUCGAACCAUUUACGACUUUCGUGUCUUAACACUGAAUAAUGAAACCAUGGAUCUGAGCCAAUAUCGGGGACAAGUCUUGCUGAUUGUCAAUGUGGCAACUUUCUGCAGUUUCACGAUGCAAUAUCUGGACUUUGCCCCACUGCUUGAACAAAAUAUGCAGUCUGGCUUCACAAUACUUGCAUUCCCGUGCAAUCAGUUCGCUUUGCAAGAACCGGCACGAGACGACGAGUUGUUGAAUGCAAUCAGAUACGUGCGUCCGGGAAACAACUUCCAACCACAUCAAAAUUUGCAUAUUUUUGGCAAAAUUGAAGUCAAUGGCGAGAAUGAACAUCAACUGUAUUCUCAUUUGAAAGCAUGUUUUAAUUAUUAUUGUUAUAAUACAAACUUUUGUCCACAAACAGUCGACACGUUAGGAAAACGAGAAUAUAUGAUGUGGGACCCGGUAAAGGCCAGUGAUAUUACAUGGAAUUUUGAGAAAUUCUUGGUUGAUCGGCGAGGACGGGUUCGAUAUCGUUUCCACCCGACAGCCUGGGGUAAUGGUGAAGUAGUUCAGGCAUUCAUUCGACAACUUUCGGCUGAACCAGCAUAA
Enterobius vermicularis (human pinworm) is the source of this 705-nucleotide messenger RNA. Lineage: Eukaryota; Metazoa; Nematoda; Chromadorea; Rhabditida; Oxyuridae. The record is from the annotation of a GenBank genome assembly.